UUUCAGGACAACCUUAUUGGAUCUCUGUUGGCCAUAUUUGGACAUCUUGUUAUCAGUAUUGCACUCAACCUACAGAAAUACAGCCAUAUACGUUUGGCUACUUACAAAGACUCUCGUGCCUACUUCAAGACAAAGACAUGGUGGCUUGGUCUCUUUUUGGUGAUACUAGGAGAAACAGGGGUGUUUUCUUCAUAUGCCUUUGCUCCAAUGUCUCUAAUUGUGCCUCUCAGUGCUGUUUCUCUCAUAGCUAGCUCAAUCAUAGGCAUUAUAUUUAUUAAAGAAAAAUGGAGAGCAAAGGAAUUCUUAAGACGUUAUAUCUUGUCCUUUAUAGGCUGUGGGCUAGCAGUCAUUGGCACAUACUUGCUGAUAACCUUUGGACCCAAUAGCCAUGAGAAGAUGACUGGAGAGAAUAUUGUCAAGCAUUUAGUGAGCUGGCCAUUCCUGCUGUACAUGCUGGUGGAAAUCCUUGCCUUUUGUUUUCUGCUGUAUUACUACAAACAGAAGAAUGCCAAUUACAUGAUCAUCAUACUGUUGCUGGUUGCAUUAUUAGGCUCUACAACAGUGGUCACAGUGAAAGCACUGGCUGGUAUGAUCAUGGUCUCUAUACAAGGCAGCAUGCAGCUGGGGUACCCCAUCUUCUACAUCAUGUUUGUGUGUAUGGUGGCUACAGCCAUUGCUCAAGCAUCGUUUUUGGCACAGGCAUUCCAGCUUUAUGAUUCUGCCUUAAUUGCAAGCAUUAAUUAUAUCUUGUCUACAAGCUUAGCUAUAUCUGCAGGAGCGGUAUUUUACAUUGACUUUCGAAAUGAAGAUGCUCUACAUCUUUGUAUGUUUGCUUUAGGGUGCCUUAUUGCCUUUAUGGGUGUGUUUUUCAUAACAAGGAGCAGAAAAAAGACAAAACCUUUUGAACCCUAUGUUGCCAUUAACUCCAUGCCAGGUGUGGUUAACAUGCAUGAUCAUGGCAGUACUAUUCAGCCUGAUUUUGGGAAUUCCUUCUCUUAUGGAGCUCUUCAAAGUAAUGAUAGUUUAUCAGAAAUUUACAUGCCUGCAACACUUCCUGUUGUAACAGAAGAAGCACCAUCAUCCUCUCCACCAUAUAAGAUUUUGGAACACGAUAAGAAUGACUAG
Molecule: messenger RNA, 1125 nt
Organism: Staurois parvus
Lineage: Eukaryota; Metazoa; Chordata; Amphibia; Anura; Ranidae
Source: the annotation of a GenBank genome assembly